AUGGAUAUAUUUUUAAGACCUUUGGUGGAUGAAUUAAAGGAGUUGUGGAAUAAUGGGGUAGCAACGAGAGAUAGUUCGACCAACUCGAUGUUCACCAUGCGUGCUGCGCUUUUGUGGACAGUGAAUGAUUUUCCUGCUCGUAGUAGCUUGUCUGGGUGGAGUGGUCAAGGUUACAAAGCUUGCCCUACUUGUAAUGAAGACACGACGUCCAUUCGAGUGAUCGGGAAGACAUCAUAUGUUGGUCAUCGAAGGUUCUUGCCAAGUAACCAUGCAAUGAGAAGGGAUACUCGAUUUGAUGGUAAAGUUGAAAGAAGACCUCCUCCAAGACGAUUUACUUGUGAAGAAAUAUUAUCACAAGUUAAUGCUCUCGAACCCCAAAUUCCCGGACAUCAUGAAAAUUUUGGGGGCGUGAAACGUAGAAGAGUUGCAGAAAAUUGUAAUUGGAGGAAAAAAAGUAUUUUCUACGAGUUGGAGUAUUGGAGCACGAAUAUUUUAAAACACAACAUUGAUGUGAUGCAUGUUGAGAAGAAUGUGUGUGAUAGUCUCCUAGGAACCAUCUUGGAUAAUGAUAAAUCAAAGGACACAACCAAUGCGCGCCAUGAUUUAAAGAAGAUGGGUAUUAGGGAAUCGUUGUGGAUUUAUGAAGAUGGGAAUGGGAGGCUAAUGAAACCGCAUGCUCCUUAUGUUUUGACUCGUGAGAAAAGACAACUUUUUUGUCAGUUUGUUAAAGGAAUAAAGUUUCCCGAUGGCUUCUGUUCAAAUUUAAAGAGCAAAGUUUCUCCAGAUGAGUCUAACAUUAUUGGGUUAAAAUCCCAUGAUUUUCAUGUCAUUAUGCAGCGAGUACUAGCGGUUGGUGUCCGUAAAUUUCUACUGCGUGACACUGCAACAACUAUUACUCAGCUGUCGAUAUUGGGUGGCCCGGUCUUUAUGAGAUGGAUGUAUCCUUUUGAAAGGUACAUGAAAAAAUUGAAGAAUUAUGUGGGAAACAAGGCACGUCCUGAAGGGUCAAUUGCAGAAGGUUAUGUUGCUGAUGAGGCAGUAACCUUUUGUUCAAUAUGCGCCUUCUGUUUGUCGCUAUCUCUCGCUUUUAAUUCUCAAUCUCGUCCUUUAACUAGCGGACUUAUCAAGCCUCUUGAUCAUAUCAGUCGUGAAAAAGCUGAGUGGUACAUUCUUCAAAAUUCUCCUGAAAUCCAAGCUUACUUAGAUGAACAUUUGGACAAGAUCAGGCAUGAAUAUCCUAAUGGUAAUCACGAUGUCUUGCAUAGGCAAACUUUCCGUCCGUGGUUUCAUAAGAAGAUAUAUGAGUUGCACAAGCUUGGAACUUUACAAAAUGGUGAUGAGUUACUCGCUCUCGCUUCCGGGUCCGAUUACUUAGCAACAUUUUACGAAGGUUGUGUAGUGAAUGGUGUUCGGUUUAUUGCAUCAAAGCGAGACCAAAAGCGGAAGACACAAAAUAGUGGUGUUACUGUUGCUGGAACUGAAGGGUUUAAUUAUUACGGCACACUUGAAGAUGUAAUCACUAUAUCUUAUACUGGUGCAUAUACAGUGUCAUUGUUUGAAUGUAAAUGGUAUAACACUAAUCCAUUAAGAAAGAAGACAAUCACUGAAAAUAAUAUAACUAGUAUAAAUACUCGUGGAUAUUGGUAUCAAGAUGAACCGUACAUCCUUGCUAACCAGGCGAAGCAAGUUUUCUAUCUUGAAGAUCCACUCAGAGGUCGCGAUUGGAAGGUUGUUGAAGAUAUUAGCCAUCGACAAAUUUGGGACAUUACUGACAACGAAGAUGAGACUGAUGUAGAUGUUGUUAGUGAUUCUAACUCUGCCAAUUUUGUGUUGACGGUUGAUCUUGGAGAGUUGAUUAUGCAAUCGAAUGAACCUCCAGUAAUUGUUGAAUCAUCCGAUCAGUUAGUGGAUUCUGAGAUAGAGAAUAAUGAACUUGAUGAAAAUUAUGUUGCUGAAGAAGUAGAUGAUUUACUAGUUGAACAUGUGGAGGAUGAAAAUGUAAACUUAGUGAAUGAUGGAAAUGAUAGUGAUUCUUCAGUGUAACUUUUAUUUUGUAAACAUUUGUUACUUAAAUUUUUUACAAUUAAAGGACUAUUUUAUUUCUUUCGCAUUAACAUUUGUGUGAUAUUUCAAUUAUGUGUUUCACAUUUGUGAAUUCUUACAUUUUUUUCCGUCUUCAAAGUAAAGUAAAAUGUCAGCUACGUUAGCGACAUACCACGGUG
Messenger RNA from Cannabis sativa, 2222 nucleotides. RefSeq lists its product as uncharacterized. The transcript is spliced from 5 exons. Lineage: Eukaryota; Viridiplantae; Streptophyta; Magnoliopsida; Rosales; Cannabaceae. Bases 1 to 2043 code for a protein of 680 amino acids. The record is from RefSeq and is a predicted model, not a curated record.